Messenger RNA from Calidris pugnax (ruff), 1969 nucleotides. RefSeq names its product MIS12 kinetochore complex component (gene MIS12). Bases 219 to 851 code for a protein of 210 amino acids. The transcript has a single exon. Gene Ontology annotation, biological process: protein localization to kinetochore; mitotic sister chromatid segregation; mitotic cell cycle. The record is from RefSeq and is a predicted model, not a curated record. Gene Ontology annotation, cellular component: nucleus; chromosome, centromeric region. Lineage: Eukaryota; Metazoa; Chordata; Aves; Charadriiformes; Scolopacidae.
GAGUUCGAACGAGGCGGGAAGCGGCGGAGGAGCGGAGCGGCGGCGGCUCCGGAGCGGCAGGAACGGCCCCAGUGCCCCGGGUAACAGCGGGGGAGGCCGCGGCUGCACUGAGCUUCUCCUCAGCCCCGGGCUCGGCCCUCCCGCCCGCAGCCAGGCCCGCCGCCCCGGGGCCUGGGGUUCGCUCUCCUUCCUUCCCUCCCUCCCUUCCCGCCGCCGCCAUGUCGGUCAAUCCCAUGGCCUACGAAGCACAGUUCUUCGGCUUCACCCCCCAGACCUGCAUGCUGCGCGUCUACAUCGCCUUCCAGGACUACCUCUUCGAGAUGAUGCUGGUGGUGGAGAGCGUGAUCCUGAAGAAGCUGGAUGGGAUCCCCGGCUGUAAGAUCAGCCCCAGCCAAAUCCGGAAGAGCACGGAGAAAUUCCUUCUCUUCAUGAAGGAGCACUUUGACAAGCUCUUCAGUAAAAUGGAAGAAGUGCUGCUGCAGCUGGUCUUAAACAUCCCCGAGAACGUGCUCCUUCCCGAGGACAAGGUCCACGAGCAGUAUCCCUACAGCAAGGAGCAGUUCCAGGCGCUUCAGGAGGAGAUCCAGCAGCUGCAGCAGCAGUACAGGGCCGAGGCCGCCGCCGGGCAGGCGCUGAGGGCAGAGCUGGAAGAGCAGGACGUCGUUCGGGCCGAGCUUGAGAAGAUUUUGCAGUGGUUUGAUGGGCUGGACAAUAUCUGCAGGGAGCACGGGACCGGCAACUUCAAAGAAAGCUUUGCGUUCUUGAUGCAGCACUCCAAGAAACUGCAAGAUGUGCUGAAAGAUGUCGAAAAGAAAAGCAACAAGCUGAAGAAGCACGAGCAGUUAUUGUAAUGGAAAUGCUGAAAAGACAAUAAAAACCAUUUAGACAGCUUGCUUAAGAUGAUUGGGGUGUAUCUUUCCAGAAGUGCCUCCCCUAAUCCCUUACUCCUCCAACUCUGCCAGCGUCCAGACUGAAAGAUGUUGAGCUGUGUCAGUUUGCACUUAUUUAGCACUUCCCCAGGGAAGCAGAGAGAGGAAAAAGCCUUGGUUUUCUGUGAAAUGUAACUCUGAAAAUGGUGAUUGGGAAUAAAUUUUGGGUUGGAUAACCUGGCUGUGCAUGUACCUUCCGGGCCUUAGGAGCAUUACCUCUGAACACGGUGCAGCAUUUGUUUAUUUUGAUUACUUAAAUAAUCUACCUAUAAGAAUGUCUAAUUAGAGUUUCCACACUGAUACCAGUUCAGAGUCGACAUUUUUGGCUGUGAGGACUUUGUACCAGUUUCCCGAAGGAGUGGAUUUGCACCAGCAGCAUCUCGUUCAGGCUGAGGUGUCCUUCUUUUAAAAACCAAGAGGUAGGAACUCCUUAAAGACGAGUGAGACAGUGAUGCCAUUGUCAAGGUUCUGACGAGAAAUAGGUCUGUUUGCAUCAAUACUGAAUUUCAACCCCAUUUCUGAAAUUUUGGGGCUUCUUACCACUUCCCAGACGUUGCGAAGAGGCAGCUUGUGUGUCCUUGAAGCCAGGACAAGCUGCUCCACAGACGGAAGAUACAGAAGCCACGGGAGGAAAUGAGCAACUCAAUCACUUUGUCUUACUUUAGCUUAUGUUGCUUUGUAUAUAUUUUGUUUGUUUUCACUUUUGUUGUCCAAUGUCCUUCUUUUUUUACUAAAUAGCAAAGUUCAUUUUAUUCAUGGUUAAUCCAGUUUUCCUGUAAAAAAUGGUGAGAAGAUCGAUGUGCUUGAGUUCUUUGAAAUCACUUAAUUAACCUUAUUCUGUCUAUACUUGAUUCAGAGUACAUUUCACUCUGCCUGUGUUUUUCUGUUGGCCUCGGCGGGUGUGGAAUCUUCUGUACAGAUGUAGCCUGAAAUUUAAUACUAAUUUUGACUUUGCUAGUUAUCUGAAAUACAUUAAACUUGUGAAUAAGUUAGAAGUUACUGUCAUAAAAUAAUAAAAAAUUAGUAUUAAAAGCAUAAAA